Dinoponera quadriceps is the source of this 6647-nucleotide messenger RNA. RefSeq lists its product as uncharacterized. Gene Ontology annotation, molecular function: RNA polymerase II transcription regulatory region sequence-specific DNA binding; DNA-binding transcription factor activity, RNA polymerase II-specific. Gene Ontology annotation, cellular component: nucleus. NCBI's taxonomy places the organism in Eukaryota, Metazoa, Arthropoda, Insecta, Hymenoptera, Formicidae. Gene Ontology annotation, biological process: regulation of transcription by RNA polymerase II. The record is from RefSeq and is a predicted model, not a curated record. Bases 929 to 5995 code for a protein of 1688 amino acids. The transcript has 3 exons.
CCUUUUAUUACUGACUUCGUUCGCCUCGCAGAAACUUCCCCGACGGGUCUUCUCGACGAGAGGAGAGGCGACCGUUGAGCGAUCGACGAUGACCCGUCGAUAGAGGGAAUACUGUAAGGUCGAGAUUAAAAAAUAAAGCUGCAUCUCUAACGGGAAUCGAUCAUUUUUUCGAGCGAAAGCGUCGCCCCCUCCCGCAGGGUGGUAGGGCCAAAGUCCCUAGCGGCGGUGAAUCCUAGUGAGAGUCACGGUGCACGAAUAACGUAGAGCCGGGGCGCCGAUGCGAAAGGCGGUGUAGACAUCGGCCUUAUCAAGAGUCUCUCUGAUCGGAGGAUAUCGGCGAAUCGCCGGCCGAUUUUUUCGCUCCGUUAUCCGGCCGGAUGAAAAUCACCGGCGGCGUCGCGGCGCCCGGGGAAGAGAGUGCGGACGGCGCGCGGUACGUGCGCGAGGAAGGCGAGAGAUGCCGUCGUGUCGGCGCUCGAGGUGUCACGCGACGGCCCUGAGCGGACGAGAGACGGCGAGACAUCCGCUCGGCUCGACGCUCCGCCGCCGGCAGUGCGACGCGCAGUCCAGUCCGCGGCGGCGACGACGACAGCAACAACGACGACCUCGCGACCGUGAGAAACGUGGGACGAGACCGGAUCGACGAGCGCCGCGGGCUAACCUAGCGACGGCUCUCUCUCAGGGCGAGCCGCGGCACAGUCGCUAUGACAAAAGGUGGCAUCACUGGGGGACGUGUUGGAAGCACGGACGAUGCAGCGCUCAUUGAUAUGACGCCAUUUUACUAACCUUUCUCGCGCACCGCGACCAGCUAAGCUCGAAGGCGCCGAGAUACCCCGCGUAGACGCAGCGGUGCACGCGGCUGAUCGCGACACGUGCGGGGCUCCUCUCGUCCUGAGAAAAGUAACUUGCCAUAGAGGUCGGUACUAUUAUGGAAGAUGAGGAUGGGGAAAGCAGAAGCACGGACAUGUGGCCUAUCUUGGGGGAGCGAGUCCACGAGCCGGCAUUGGGCAAUUCACUGAGACAUUCCAGCAACGACGGGUACGCGGGCAAGGAGGAGAAGCAGCGACACUUCGGUCCGAUCGUGGCGAAAGAGCCGAAGAACACGGUGACGGGGCCGAGGCUGACUUUCAAGGGUUUCAAGAAGCGCAUUCUGGCGCAGGCGCGGCAGCGCCACACCGCGGUGCUAAGGAACAGCGCGUUGGAACAGCAGCAACUAGCGGGCGGCAAUGCGUCGGCUCGGAGCGGCAAGGAACGGCGGGCGGAGGGGAAGCACAAGAUAACGGAGUACCUGGGCCUCCAGCCGUCCUCGAGGCACAAGUGCCCCAAGUGCCACGGCUGGCUGAACUGCGGCCCGACCAACUCGAAGCAGAAUCUCUGCGCGUGCAAUCCCAGCAUGACGCCGAUGCCCGGCACCUCCGAGACGACGUUGGCCCCGCAGGCCUCCAGCAACUUCAAGAUCACGCGGAAGGUGUACCUGUGCGCGGCGUGCGGCACCUACUUCGAGAAUUGGAAUCUCUUCCUGCACAUGAGGGACAUCCACAAGCGGCACAUCUGCCUCUUCUGCCUCGGCAUGUUCGGCCAGGCGGAGAGGCUGCUGCACCACCUGUCGAAGAAGCACAGCGUGCCGGAGCUGGAGCUCGCCUCGGAGGACGAGUUCCGCAGUGUCUUCAAGGGCUCGUGUUACCUGGUGUGCUGCAGCUGCGAGAGGAUCUUCUCAGAGACCGACCACUUCUACGAGCACCUCUGCUCGCCGAGCUUCAAGCAGGACGCGACCGCCGGGAUGUCCGUGUGCACCCUGUGCCGGCAGACCGGCACCCACGCGACCACCUGUAACUUCGCGCUGUCGUCGGACAGGGAGUCGACGCGCGUCGACGACUCGACGACGAGUCUGGGGGGUAAAGGACUGCCGAGGAAAUCGGUGAAGAACAAUCGGAGCAAACACGCGCUGGACGGCGUGCCGAACGCGCUGGCGAGGAAGCUCGGCGCGAGAGGCCGGUGCAACAAGACUGGCGAGACGGCCGAGGUCAGGUCGGAGCUCGUCAACAACCUGCCCAGGGACACGGUCUCCGAGACGAUAAUGGAGGUGUCCAGGUACACGGGCGGCGACUCGUCCGACGAGAACGACGAGAACGACGAGCAGGCGAUGAACAAGGACGUCAGCCGGGACAAGGGGGUGGACGAGAAGUCGCCGGCGGCGAAUCACCAGCUCGUCGACCGCAGCGAGCCCUACGACAGCGUGACGGAGACCAUCAUGGAGGUGUCCCGCUGCACGAGCGACACCGAGGACGACCUCCUCCCUCCGACGGCUGUCCCGGCGACCGAGAAGACGAGCAACCCGGAAGAGAUGAACGACCCGACGCACCAACCCAGCCCGGCGGUAAGAUGGGAACCGGAGGAGACGGCGAAGACGGACUCGUGCGAGCUCGGGACGGAGUUUCAGGUAUGCAACGACAGCCCGCGAAGCCCCGUCAGCCGAUCGCUGUUCAGCCCUCGUCACGAGUCCCAGCACACCUCCGAGCCGCAGCUGAAAGAGAAGGAGGAGGAAGAAGAGGAGGAGGAGGAGGAAGAGGAGGAAGAGGAAGAGGAAGCAGCGACGGAGAAGUCGCCGAGCGUCGGCGAAUCUCAGCUCUCGGUCUCGUUCAACGCCUCCUCCGACCGCAGCCUGGUGAUCAAGAUCUGCACCAACAGGAACUCUCAGUUCAGCGUGACCAGUGCCGCCGCCGUUAGCCGGGCCUCCGAGGAGAACAACAACGCGGAGGGGUCCACCGCGUCGAAGGAGAAACUCGCGAACGGGGAGAGGGAGGUGCUCGGCGACGAGCAGGGGAACGACGACAGCGACUCCGACAGUGAGAAACUGGCGGUGGUGGACAGCAAUCCGGAGGAGGACGAGACGAAGAUGGACGGUGAGGUGAGCGGCGGGCUAUUCGACGUGGUGGAGGAGACCGACGUGCCGAACGAGGGCGCGAAAGGGCCGGAUGGUGAGGAAGCGAGGAACGACGACGACGGCAUCGCCCUGGCCGGUGAGGACACGCCCUGCGUCGACCUGAACGUCGAGGGCACCCUGGACAGCAUGGAGCUGAACGAGCUGCUGAAGCGCUGCAUAGAGGCCGCCAGUCCGCUCUGCGUCUACUGCAACCACGCCCGGUGCAUCGCCGUGAACGGGAAGCAGCUGGGCCUGCACAUGCUGGCGGAGCACAAGUUCCAACCUCAGCACCCGGCGAUCAUCAUCCACGCGGAACAGUUCACCACGCGGGUGAAGCGCUCCCUGGACGAGCUGGAGUGCCGUUACUUCAACCUCAGCACCUACGACAGCGCGAAGGGCACGUGCAACGUGCCGCAGGUGAGGACGUACGAGUGCUUCCACUGCAGGUUCCACUCGACCGUCCACAAGGAGCUCUACCUGCACAACCGGAAGAUGCAUCAGAAGACCAUACUGAUCUGCAUAAUGUGCAAGUCGACCUUCUACAGCUACAGCGAGCUGCUGUGCCACCUGUGCCCGGGCGUCUACUCGCCCAACAUGAACCUCCGCUACCGAUGCUGCCUGUGCUCGGUCGGCAGCCUGCCCUCGUCCUUCCGGCUGAUGGUGCACCUGCGCAAGCAACACCACGCCUGCGACGUCUGCCUGGAGUCCACCGGCAACCAGCAGCGGCUCUCGAACCACGUGUGGAAGCACAAGCUGCACCACCUGUGCUACCGCUGCGGCAUCGCCUACCGCAACAAGCCGGACAUCACGAAGCACCUGUUCUGGAAGCACGGCACCGAGAGUGUGCUCUGCCGGAAAUGCGUGCAGAAGAAAUGGCCGCACAUCUACCACUUCUGCAUACCGCCGGCGGAGUUCAAGUGCGACGAGUGCGAGUGCAAGUUCAAGCGAGCGGUCGCCCUGAAGGUGCACAAGAGGCUGCACUCGGCGAACCUGCCGUACGGCUGCGACGAGUGCGCGGACCGCUUCAUCUCGCGGAAGCUCCUGGCGAAGCACCAGCUGAGCCACAGGGAGCCCGAGUCGCGGAGCGUCGACGUCAACGUCACCGACGUGGACGAGCCUCGUCCGCCGGCGGAGGGACCGGCCGAGAAGGACGCGACGACGACGACGUGCGAGGCGACGGAGAUCGUCAAGGACGCGAAAGAGGCUGUGAAGAGGGUGGUGGACGUCUACGAUCUGCCGCCGCUCAACCUGUCGUCCGAGAGUGACACGGACAGCGAGGAGGAGAAGGCAGGCGCCGAGAGGAACGCCGGGGAGACCGUCGAGGAGGAGGCCGUCGACGCCGCGUUGCUCGACGAUAUCGUCGUCGACGUGGAGCGCAACGAGGAGGAGAAGAAGCAGGAAGCGCGCAUCAUGGACGGCAUAUGGGACAACUUCAAGAGCUACGCCGCGAGUCUGGAGAUGAAGGAGUCCGGGCAGAGCUUCGCCGCCGGCUUGAAGGAGACUCCGCCCGACCCGGCCUACCUCAGGAGCCUCGUCCUGGCCGACCACGAUUACUGCGUCGUGUGGCCCGAGGACGGGGAGCGAGCGACGACCUCGAAGGAGGGGGAGGAGGACCGCAGGAGUCGGUCCCCCAGCCCGAAGAACGUCGCCGAGACCGAGCAGACGGCGAAGCGCGCGAAAGCGAGGAGUCCGAAGAAGAAGAAACGCAGCGGCAGCACGUCGUCGAGCGACUCUUCGAGCGACACCGACAGCACCAGCUGUUCCUGCGGCACCAACUGCAGCUGCAGCAGCACCUCGUCCGGCAGCUCGUCCAGCUCCAGCAGCAGCUCUGACUCCGACAGCUCGACGUCCGAGAGCUCGCCCAGGAAGGGCCGGCGCGCCCGGAAGGAGAAGGAGAGCCGGUCGGUCGAGCCGAAGAACAAAGAAGAGGUGACGAUCGAAGAGAACGGCAUCAUCACGGUGGACGAAGAAGUGGUGGCGAGCGAGCCGGCGUUGCCGUCGAUGCGGGAGUCCGACCUGGAGACCGACGAGACCGUCACGGACGAGGAUUUCUACGACGAACAUCCGCAGCCGCUCAACAACACUCUGCUGGCGGAGAAGCGCAAUCAGCUGUUGCUGCUGGCCACCGUCUCCACGUCGGUGGAACAGCAACGGCCCGGCCAGCUGAACAACGGCGUGCCGGAGGUGGCGCCGCCGGCGACCGAAGACCGGCCGGCGCAGAAGAGGAAGACCAAGACGAAGAAGCGGCGGAAGGGCGAGAGGGCGAACAAACGCAACGCCACCGUCGAGUCGAUCAAGCUGAACAUUCCCAAAGCGUACUACCAGAAGAGCCCGGCGUUCGCCGUCUCGUCGCCGGCGAUGCUGUCGAGCAGGUCGUCGACGCCGAAUCUGCCCAAUGACGUUCACGCGACGGAGACGCUGCAGACGGCGAACCCGGCGAGUCACAACGUAGGCGGCAGCGGCUCGGAGGCGGAGAAUAAGAGGUCUUCCAAGAGGAAACGCGUGCCGAAGCGCUUCUACGGGGACUCGAGCGACGACGAGCCUCACGAGAAGGCGGCGCACAAAUGGGGGAGCAGGAAGCCCGUCGAGGCCGUCGCUUUCGCGCCGCCGCCGCCGAGCCCGAAGUCGGUGCCGCCUUCGAGAUUAUCCUUCGGCAAGGUCGUGCAGCAGACAGCCUACAGACCGGUGGAGAGCCAGCAGCAGGCGUUGCCGGUCACUCUGGCGUCCGCCACCGAGUCCGAGGGUGCCGCGGAGAGCAGCAGCGCCGAGAGCACCGAGUCCGAGAUCGACGUGGACGACACAGUGGAGAACGAGCAGAGGAGGAGCUACAACGUCGGCCUAAUACCGGCCAACGAGACGGGCCCCGAACGACCCGUCAAGAUUUAUUGUUAUUGCCAGUGCCCGUACGACGAGGUAUCGGAGAUGAUCGCCUGCGACGGCGAAGACUGCCGCAUCGAGUGGUUCCACUUCGAGUGCGUCGGCAUCAUGGUGCCGCCCAAGGGCAAGUGGUACUGCCCCGACUGCCGGAAGAAGCACAACAUCACGCAGAACAGUGACGAGUACUGCGAUUGAUAGUUUCGUCGGGCGCGCGAGCGAGCGCGAGACGACGGCGCGGAGGGCCCGGCCCGUCCACCCGCUCGGUGUUACCAAAUUCGACGGAGUUGCUUUUCUAGGCGCGUUGCUAGCGAGUUGUUCCCCUUCUUUCUUCUUCGUUACCCUUCUUUCUUUUUCCAGCGAAGAGAGACGCUCUACCGGUUCCACUGUUGAUAUUUUUCUUAAGCCUGUCGUGCGGGAGAGGGGGAGAGAGACGGAGAAGUGCAUGUGUGUGUGUGUGUGUGUGUGUGUGUGUGUGUGUGUGCGCGUGUGUGUGGGUCUGUACAUACUUGUAAAUACGCCGUAGAAUUUUUAAGAGUGAAAUCAGCAGUUUUUUCUGUACAUUUCUUUGUACUUCUUUCAACACAGCGCCAUGUAUAAAUAUUUAGCGUAGAUAGGUAGAUGAAUUAGGUAGGUAGGUAGGUAGGUAGAAGUAGUAGAUCACAAAGUACGGGAGAGUCNGAGAGAGAGAGAGAGAGAGAGAGAGAGAGAGAGAGAGAGAGAGAGAGAGAGAGAGCCUAGCUUCGCGAGGGCAGGGCUGUGUUUUACGAUUUGGAAUAUUCCCACCAUAACAGGCCAUUGUGAUUGUCCGCGCUAGAAACUCGUGUAUCUCUUCAUCACCUUGAAAAAG